UCUCCCGUCUCUCAGGCUCUCGCGAGAGUUGGGGGCAGCGGCGGCGGCCGGGCCUACGUGGAGAAGCCAGUAGUAGCGGAGCCCAGCGGGGUUAUGAGUGCUGCAUGUAUGCUUUUCAGAGCAGUAGUGUGAGGAAGCUUGCAGUGGAAUGGCAGGACGGCCUCAUCCUUAUGACAGUAACUCCAGUGAUCCAGAGAGUUGGGAUCGGAAAUUGCAUAAUAGACCCCGUAAACUUUGUAAACAUUCAAGUACCCCAUCUCGUGUUGCUAAAGACCAUACAAAAAUGAGCCUCCAUGGUGCUAGUGGUGGACAUGAGAGAUCAAGAGACAGACGAAGGUCAAGUGAUAGAUCACGUGACUCAUCCCAUGAAAGAGUAGAGUCUCAGCUCACUCCAUGCAUCAGGAACGUUACUUCACCAACAAGACAACAUCAUGGAGAUCGUGAAAAGGAUCACAGUUCGUCUCGACCAAGCAGUCCUCGCCCUCAGAAGACCUCCCCAAAUGGUUCCAGUGUUGGGAACAGCAGCAGAAACAGUAGCCAGUCAAGUUCAGAUGGGAGCUGCAAGAUUGGUGGGGAAAUGGUAUUUGUAUAUGAGAAUGGAAAAGAGGGAGCUCGGAAUGUACGGACCUCUGAACGAGUAACGCUUAUAGUGGACAACACGAGAUUUGUUGUAGACCCUUCCAUCUUUACUGCACAGCCUAAUACAAUGUUGGGCAGGAUGUUUGGAUCAGGCAGAGAACAUAACUUCACACGUCCUAAUGAAAAGGGAGAGUAUGAAGUAGCUGAAGGAAUUGGCUCCACUGUGUUUCGUGCUAUUCUGGAUUACUACAAAACUGGGGUAAUACGUUGUCCUGAUGGAAUAUCUAUUCCCGAACUAAGAGAAGCAUGCGACUACCUUUGUAUCUCCUUUGAAUACAGUACUAUCAAAUGUAGAGAUCUCAGUGCUCUUAUGCAUGAAUUAUCGAAUGAUGGGGCUCGCAAACAGUUUGAGUUUUACUUGGAAGAAAUGAUUCUCCCACUAAUGGUAGCCAGUGCCCAGAGUGGUGAGAGAGAGUGUCACAUUGUGGUGCUUACAGAUGAUGAUGUGGUAGACUGGGAUGAAGAGUAUCCUCCACAGAUGGGAGAAGAAUAUUCACAAAUAAUUUACAGCACAAAGUUAUACAGGUUCUUCAAGUACAUUGAAAACAGAGAUGUGGCCAAAUCUGUUCUGAAGGAAAGAGGUCUCAAGAAGAUUCGACUGGGUAUUGAAGGUUACCCCACAUACAAAGAAAAAGUGAAGAAGAGACCAGGUGGGAGGCCCGAGGUGAUUUACAACUAUGUCCAGAGGCCAUUCAUUCGCAUGUCAUGGGAAAAGGAGGAAGGAAAGAGUCGACAUGUUGACUUUCAGUGUGUAAAAAGCAAAUCUAUUACAAAUCUAGCAGCAGCUGCAGCAGAUAUUCCCCAGGACCAGCUUGUGGUAAUGCACCCCACACCACAAGUGGAUGAGCUAGAUAUUCUGCCUAUUCAUCCUCCACCCAACAACAACGAUGUGGAUCCUGAGGGGCAAAAUCCAGGACUCUGAUUCAGACUUACUCAAACAGAAGCAUGCUACUUUAAGAUGACUGUACUCAACUCAUACUACACUGCAAUUCCUGCUUUUCUUCAUUGUGUAACAAAGUGUUUAGGAUAUUGCAGUAUGGACUCUUUUAAAGACCAAAGGAGUAUCUGAUCGUAAUUUUCAAGAGUACAACUCUAACAUUCUGAGGUUCCAGUUACAUACGUGUAUUUGUUUACCAGUAGGCUUGUGACAUUGGUUAUUUGUAUGCUGGACUCUCCUCGCUCUAGGCCCAUCAAAACAAUGGGAUCUGGUGGGUAGUUUCAAUAAUAUUGUUACGCAGUGGGUAAGAAGCAGAACUGAUAGUAGCACUUUAAAUGGUUGAUAACUAGAAUUCUCAAAGCCAUUUUUUUAUAAAUGUUGCACAAUGCUAACUUAAACAAAGUGCUUCUAUCAAAGUCUGUCUAUUCAGUUACACGUAAAUAACUUGCUCUGAAUAGAUUGACCCUUUUAAAUGUAUUGCAUAUGGUCGAGCACAAAACAAGUCCUUCCCACAGGGGUUUUUGGAUUGAGGGCAAUUCAAUUACCCAUGUAACAUCCUGGUCAAGUCCAAUUUCUUCAGUGAAUUUUUUUUCACUUGUUUGCAGCUUGAGCCAUCUUCAGGGGUUGUGAACAACUGUUAGGGGCUUUAUCUUAAAUUUUGCCUUACCUUAAUCUGUUCACAGAACUAUUUAUUUACUAAAUUUUUCAUAAGUGUUGUGGAAUAAGAAAAUGCAAAUGGUUCGCUCUUCAGUUAUUAAAUGAUUGUAAUUGUAAACUCAAGGUUCAUUCAAAUAAAGUUUCCAUUAUUUUAA
Molecule: messenger RNA, 2388 nt
Organism: Gavialis gangeticus (Gharial)
Lineage: Eukaryota; Metazoa; Chordata; Crocodylia; Gavialidae
Gene: BTBD10
Product: BTB domain containing 10
Exons: 9
Coding region: 149-1561 (470 amino acids)
Biological process (GO): positive regulation of phosphorylation
Cellular component (GO): cytoplasm
Molecular function (GO): protein binding
Source: RefSeq, a predicted model, not a curated record